Molecule: messenger RNA, 2703 nt
Organism: Leguminivora glycinivorella
Lineage: Eukaryota; Metazoa; Arthropoda; Insecta; Lepidoptera; Tortricidae
Gene: Hsc70Cb
Product: heat shock 70 kDa protein 4
Exons: 15
Coding region: 186-2645 (819 amino acids)
Biological process (GO): protein folding
Cellular component (GO): cytosol; nucleus
Molecular function (GO): ATP binding; ATP-dependent protein folding chaperone
Source: RefSeq, a predicted model, not a curated record
UCUAGAAAAUUCGGGCACGCACCGCACUGCAAACCACUAGCGAUCGCGAGAUACUUUAGAGACAAACCGGCGAUUUGUUCAGAGCGUAUUAAAGUGAUUUUCACCGACGUGUUUUUCGUGCUUGUGAAUUCGAGAAGGAGCUCCAUUUGUUUUGCAAUACAACAAAUAAAUUAUUUGGUGUUCCAAUGGCUGCUAUGUCUGUCAUAGGUAUUGAUUUCGGCAAUGAAUCUUGCUACAUUGCUGUGGCAAAAGCAGGUGGCAUUGAAACAAUAGCUAAUGAUUACAGUCUUCGAGGCACACCAUCAUGUGUUGCAUUUUCAUCAAAGAAUCGAAUAUUGGGAGUUGCAGCAAAGAAUCAGACAGUUACAAAUAUGAAAAACACCGUUUUUGGGUUCAAAAGAUUGUUAGGCAGGAAGUACUCAGACCCACAUGUGCAGAAAGAGCUGAAACACUUCCCUUUCAAGGUGGAACAAAGACCUGAUGAUGGAAUUGGUAUCAGAGUCCAUUAUCUAGGCGAAGACAAUGUAUUCAGCCCUGAACAGAUAACUGCAAUGCUGUUCACAAAGCUCAAGGACAUCGCAGCAACGGCUCUUGGCACUCAAGUGAAUGACUGUGUCAUCUCCGUGCCAAGCUACUUCACCAAUGCGGAGAGAAAUGCUCUUUUAGAUGCUGCGGCUAUAUCUGGGCUCAAUGUGUUGCGACUUAUGAAUGAAACCACUGCCACGGCUCUCGCCUAUGGUAUCUACAAACAGGAUCUGCCUGCUCCUGAAGAGAAACCUAGAAAUGUUGUGUUUGUCGACUUUGGACACAGUUCCCUGCAGGUGUCGGCCUGUGCCUUCAAUAAGGGCAAGCUGCGUGUGCUGGCCACCGCCACCGACGCCCACUGCGGAGGCCGCGACAUCGACAUGGCGCUGGCUGAAUACUUCUGCCAGGACAUCCUAAAUAGAUUAAAGCUGGACGCUGGGAAAAACCAGAGGGCUUUCUUCCGUUUGCUGCAAGAGGUAGAGAAGUUGAAGAAGCAAAUGUCAGCAAACAGCACUAAGCUGCCUCUCCAUGUUGAGUGCUUCAUGGAGGAGAGGGAUGUGUCAGGAGAGAUGCAGCGCUCACAGAUGGAGGAGAUCUGCGCCGACACCUUCAACAGAGUUGAGAGGACCCUUAGGUCUAUCCUCCACAAUGCUAAACUACGUCCCGAGGACAUCAACUCGGUAGAGAUUGUGGGUGGAUCUACCAGAGUCCCUGCCGUUAAAGCUCUGAUUGAACAAGUGUUUGGCAAAGUGGCUUCAACUACACUCAACCAGGACGAGGCGGUGUCGCGCGGCUGCGCGCUGCAGUGCGCCAUGCUGAGCCCGGCGGUGCGCGUGCGCGACUUCAGCGUCACCGACGUGCAGCCCUACGCCGUGCGCCUCGCCUGGGACGCCGCGCGCGGCGAGGACGGCGACCUGGAGGUGUUCCCGGCCUUCCACCAAGCGCCGUUCUCUAAAAUGCUGACAUUCUACAGAAAGGAACCAUUCACAGUCAGAGCCUACUACACCGACCCCGUGCCCUAUCCCGAUUCCUUCAUCGGUCAAUGGAACAUUAAGGAUGUCCAGCCGACUGCCGAGGGCGAAUCACAGAAAGUAAAACUGAAAGUGAGAGUGAACAUUCACGGAAUCGUCACUGUCGCGUCAGCGUCAUUGGUAGAAAAGAAAGCGGACGCCCAGAGCGACAGCAUAGAAAUGGAAAAUGAGAACGCGAACAACCAGGAAACGCCCAUGGAAACUAACGGGUCGCAAGAGCAACAGCAGAAUGGGCCCGAGAACCAAGAGGUGAGGGAAGACGAUAUGCAAGGGGAGCAGCAAAGACAGUCGUGGACACAGAGAGUAGGAUCGUGGUUCAGCGGGGACAAGUCGAAGGACAAGAAGAAGGUGCUGGUGAAGACCGUGGAGCUGCCCAUCGACGCGCGCACGCACGGCUUCUCGCAGCACGAGCUCAACUCCUAUAUGGAGCAAGAGGGCAAGAUGCAGGCACAAGACCGACAGGAGAAGGAGCGAGCGGACGCGCGCAACGCGCUCGAGGAGUACGUGUACGAGCUGCGCGGCAAGCUCGGCGACGGCGAGGCGCUGCACGAGUUCGUGGAGCCCGCGCAGCGCGCCCGUCUCGUGGCCGCGCUCGACGCUCUCGAGGCCUGGCUCUACGAGGAGGGCGAGGACCAGAACAGACAGGUGUACGUGGACAAGCUGACGGAGCUGCGCACGGAGGGCGAGCCCAUCAAGCAGCGGCGCCUGGAGUUCGAGCUGCGGCCCGGCGCGCUCGACGACUACUCGCUGGCCAUCCAGCUCGCCAAGAAGGCCGUCGACUUGUACAAAGCGGGUGACGCGAAGUACAACCACCUGGCGGAGGCGGACGUCCAGAAGGUGUCUGAGGCGGCCGCGGCGGCGCUGGCGUGGGUGGAGGCCGCGCGCCAGGCGCUCGCGCGCGCGCACAAGCAUCUGCCGCCGCAGCACACCACGCACCAGAUCCGCCAGGAGCGACAGAACUUCGAGAGCACCGUGAACCCGAUCCUCAACAAGCCCAAGCCCAAGGAGAAGACCCCGCCGCCCGCGCCCACCGGCGACGGCCAGGCGCCCGCGCCCGACGCCCCCGCCGACCACAUGGACGUCGAGUGAGCACCCCGCUCCACACACCUCAUGACUGUGCACCGUGAAUAUACUGUCAAAUUACUUA